Molecule: messenger RNA, 1389 nt
Organism: Neofelis nebulosa (Clouded leopard)
Lineage: Eukaryota; Metazoa; Chordata; Mammalia; Carnivora; Felidae
Gene: MPDU1
Product: mannose-P-dolichol utilization defect 1
Exons: 7
Coding region: 55-795 (246 amino acids)
Biological process (GO): oligosaccharide biosynthetic process
Source: RefSeq, a predicted model, not a curated record
CGCACCGUACGUCAAUGGCGGCUAGGAGAGACUGGCGGAAGCUAGUUUUCCAACAUGGCGGCCGAGGCGGACGGCCCGCUCAAACGAGUGCUGGCGCCGCUUCUCUUACCUGAGAAAUGCUACGACCAAAUUUUCGUCCAGUGGGACUUGCUUCACGUUCCCUGUCUCAAGAUUCUCCUCAGCAAAGGCCUGGGUCUGGGCAUUGUGGCUGGGUCUGUGCUGGUAAAACUGCCCCAGGUGUUCAAAAUUCUGAGAGCCAAGAGUGCCGAAGGGUUGAGCCUUCAGUCCGUGAUGUUAGAACUGGUGGCGUUGACAGGCACCAUGGUCUACAGCAUCACCAACAACUUCCCCUUCAGCUCUUGGGGUGAAGCCCUGUUCCUGACGCUCCAGACAGUCACCAUCUGCUUCCUGGUCCUGCACUACAGAGGACAGACUGCGAAAGGUGUCACUUUCCUAGUGUGCUAUGCACUGGUCCUGCUGGUCCUGCUGUCACCACUAACGCCCCUGUCCGUGGUCACCCUGCUCCAGGCCUCCAACGUGCCUGCUGUAGUAGGGGGGAGGCUGCUCCAGGCAGCCACUAACUACCGGAACGGGCACACAGGCCAGCUCUCCGCUGUCACGGUCUUUCUGCUCUUUGGGGGCUCCUUGGCCAGAAUCUUCACCUCCGUUCAGGAGACCGGAGACCCCCUCAUGGCUGGAACCUUCGUGGUCUCUUCCCUCUGCAACGGCCUCAUUGCUUCCCAGCUCAUCUAUUACUGGAACGUCAAGGCCCCCAUCAAGAAGAAAAAGCAGUAGGGAUGAGCCGGCUACUGGAGUCCCCUCCACGUUUCCACCCACGCACCCACCCUCCCUCAGGGUCAUUCUCAUCCGAACCAGUCCGCUGGUGUGACUUCUGAUCAUUCAUUCCACUGCAACUGUAAAAUUCUGAGCCAGAGUUUUAGUGGGACUGCAGAUCCUUAGAAGGGGUAGGGAUUUCCAGGCUGACGUCUGGCAGUUACUGCCCGCUGUCCCGUGCAUGUACUACCGGUUCAUUUAUUUUGGCUGAGAUUCCUCCUACUUAGGUAUUCUGGGGCCAAGGUCUGCCCUGUCCUCCCCAUCUCCCUACUUCCCUGAUGGCCUAGAGGACGGAGUCUGGCCAGUGGAAGGAACUAGGGGUUUGCGGCCGCCUCCCUCCCUGAACCUGGUUGGGACGGUCUCCAGGACCCCAGUGCUGGGUAGGGUGUGGGGAAGGGGGACGAGAAUGACUCAGGCAGGGCCCCAGGGUGGGGUGAGGAGGUUCCUGCUCUGGCAGGUCCAGGCGGAAGGGAGUGGAGGCUGCUGGUUCCUGCUGCAGUGAAGGGGAACAGAAUGGGGCAAUAAAGACUCAGAGACCUGGUUUAAUCAUAAAAA